UUAUGUUCGCCGCCGGCGCCAAACAACCGGCAAGGCCAGGCUAAGAAUGGAUACUCGCAGGGAAGAGGGCAUGGUUCUAUGACCCUGUUAUUAGGAGUGUGGCUCACCUACUUAUAUCAUACGUACCAUAUCUCCCACCCACCACCCCAGAGAGACACCGCAAUGGAAUCUUCUGACUCUCCUCGUCGUUUGCCCCAGUGGGUCCAACGGAGGAGGUCGUACGCCUACGUGGCUUGUGUUUUCCUUCUUUUCUUCUUGUGCUUCAGAACCCAUCACAAUAAGGGUGGAACUGAAUUGGGUUUUCAUUCCUAGCUUGGAAGUAACGCAAGGAGUGGUCAGUGUUCACACUGGAGAAGAACAAAAAGGAGCAAAUCUCAUUUAGUCAAGAAGAAGUAGCAACUAUGAGCUGUUCUUCAUAUUGUUUCUGUAAUCUGUAAUCUGUAAUCUGAUUCUGAUCAGAUCAGCUUCUUCCUACACUUGAACAGAGAACAUGUAUUACUACUUAAUCGGAGGGGUUCUGGUUCUCUUUCUUGUUCUGAUUAAUAAGUUCUACAAGAAGCGAACAGUGAUCAAUGCCGAAGAGGAUACCACAGCAGCAGCGCCAGUCCUGGACUUGGUAUCAUCAAAUUCCUCUUCAUCAUCCACCAAUGGAGGACGGCGUUAUGAAGUGUUCUUGAGCUUUAGAGGUGCAGACACUCGUACCAACUUCACCGAUCAUCUCUACACUGCUUUGGUAGAUGCUGGAAUCAAUACUUUUAGGGACGAUGAUGAGAUCCGAAUUGGGAGAGAGAUCGGUUCAGAGCUUCUCACAUCUAUAGAACAGUCGAGAAUUUCCAUCCCAGUUUUUUCUAAAAAUUACGCUUUUAGCAAAUGGUGUCUCAUCGAGCUCGCUAAGAUAGUUGAGUGCAGAGAAAAAAUGGGUCAGAUUGUGUUACCCAUUUUUUACCAUGUUGAACCAUCGGAUGUUCGAAAUCAGAAGGGGGACUAUGCGAAGGCUUUCAAGCAGCACCAGAAGCGUUCUGCAAGAAAGAUCUUGGAGGAGUGGAAGGGAGCUUUAAGAGUUGCUGGGGCAUUAAAGGGCUUAAACGUAGAGAAUAGGGAUGUGAAUAUGACAAGGUGUUUUGGCAAACAAGCCUGGAAUGAAGUUCCAUCGAAUCACCAAAAUUCCUUUUCAAGUAAAUUGUUCCUGACACCUUUUGUAUGUUUCCAAUAGAUUGAUUGCCCCUGGCCUGGAUGCAGAUUCACACAAAGUGAUGUGUGGGUAUUACUUAUUUGUUAUUCCACAUGUAACUUUGAGAACAAAUAUUGAACAUUUUGAUUAGUUUCUAGACCAAAGGCAUCAAAGGUUAUUUUCAUGACUAAAUGUUAUUUUCUUUCUUUGGGUAAUGGCAUAACAUUAGAUAUUUCUACUUGUAAUUGUUGUUAGGUUAUAAUGACAAAUUUGACUGCAGAAGACCAAAGAAAGAAAAAUGAAAAGAAAAGAGUUAGUUGUAUAAAUAUUGGAUGAAUUCCCUAACUCCUUGGUUAUUGCCUUAAAUUGGACCGCUUUCCUUUUUUCUUUUGGGUUUUAAACAGAUUUUAUUUUCAGAAAAAAGAAAAAAAAUUACGAAGGAGAGAAAGUGUGUAAAUAAUACACUAUCUACUGAAUUGAUGUUUUGCACUAUUUUUUAGACUGAUUCACACAAAUAAAAGAAACAAAAUGAAACUCCUUAAGCUGGUUGCAGCUAUCUAUUGAAUUGAUGUUUGAAUCUCUGAAGGUUCUGAAGACAAUUGUCGAUGGAUCAAUUUCCUAAAGGUUUUCAGCACCAUAAACCAUCACCAGUUUGGACUUUAAUGCUUUUAUUUAGAUCAUUGCAUUCCAAAAACUUCUGCUUCCUGGAUCAAUGCUGAACCAAGUUGACUUCUAAUGCAUUUUCCAGCGACAGAUCUUUAUUGACCGGAAUGGACAUCUAUCCACUUCCCACCAUGUCUUUGUUUUUAUCAAUGUUAAUUUGUCCACAAAAGCAAUGCAUUCAUCCGCGCUACAACACAUGGGAUGUUAAGGAACCUUACUUAAACAUGGUAUGUGAAACAUCUCUCAUUUCAUAACUCAGAUUGUUGUAUUUUUUUAAAAAUUUCCAACAUUUUUCUGUCAAUAAAUAAAUAAAUCUUUAGGAUCUAAUUUUAACCUUUCAAAACACAUGGUCUACUGGUACUUCCAAAUAUUGCACCAACUAUGAGCCCAUAAAACUAGGAUUCUAUACAUAAACAGUUAGCUUCAAAAAACCUGUUACCAGAUACCUCCAAUGCUGCGGUUUUCUUCUGACCUUUUCUUUCAUGUUGAUGUUCAAAUGAAGCAUAUAUGGUUUUGUUCUGAUAUCCCCACAUGGAUCAAGAGCUAUAGAAAACUAUUUUGGUUGCUCUAAUUUUUUUUCUCAAAUGGCCGAUGCCCCAAAUUAAUAUUUUCCACAAAACCAGUUCAGGUGGGGCUCCAAUGGUCCAACCUUUUCCCAUUGAUAAUUUCUAUCUCUAUGGCCUUCACCUCUUGUAUCUAUAAUCUUUUCUUUAGCAUUUUUCUUUCCUUUGGUAUUCUGUCUAGAAUUCUAAUGGGUAUUUUCAGAAUUGACUUAGCUUUCUUGUGUGAAAAUAUCUCCCUUACUACCUUGAAUUGCAUCUCUGUUGUCUAUCAGGUCUUCAACUAUUCCUAGAUUAUGGUGACAUGACUUUUGUCUAAUAGGUCACCCAUUGUCAAAUUCAAGACUGUCCAAAUGGAUGCAACUUUUCCAUUUACAUUUCUCUUCACUAAACUUUAGUCAAAAAAUUUUCUUUCAAAAUAUCUCCUGUUGUUGUUUUCCUCCAAAAUACCCUUCCACGCCUCCUGGGAAAAAACCCUGCAAAAGCUAGAGUCAUGCCAUUAUAAAUCAGAGGGAUAGCUUUUUCCUUGGGCACUCUGGUCCAAAGAUGCCAUGUUUGCCACUAACCAAGCAUUGUUGAAUCUCUCAAGAUCCUGAUUCUGUCUUUUCCUUAGCAGCAGGAAAGGAGACUAUCUGUCUGCCUAGCUUUGGUAGAUUCCCCACCCCCCCCAAAAAAAAAA
Molecule: messenger RNA, 3073 nt
Organism: Macadamia integrifolia
Lineage: Eukaryota; Viridiplantae; Streptophyta; Magnoliopsida; Proteales; Proteaceae
Product: disease resistance protein L6-like
Exons: 2
Coding region: 491-1213 (240 amino acids)
Biological process (GO): signal transduction
Source: RefSeq, a predicted model, not a curated record